UCAUAGAAGAACCGAUGACAUCAAACAAUGGCCUCUCCCCCCUGAGGAUCAAGACCAGCCAAAGAGGGGCACCGUCUGGGGGGGCAAGCAAGAGAGGACGGGACACCUAUGAGAGUCCCAGGCCUGGAACCACAAGAUGACGACGGCCAAGUCUAAAACCCCACCAGCCGUGGCCAGCCAAGGCCUCUUCAACACGGCCAUGGGCCCGCUCCAGCGCCAGCUCCGCACGGGAGAAUACAACCUUUUCAAGUGGGCCUCCAUGUUCGAAAGCGACUUUGUCCAGGUCGGCAAGCGAGGGGGCACCCUGGACGUCCACAACCAAGUCCGCCAGGUGCGGGUGGCCAUUGCGGCCACUAGCCCCGGGCUGAAACUCCCCAACGUGCUCUUGAUGGCCCGGCAGAUCCUCCCUCACGAACAGCCGCCGCCCCACCAGGCCCGGUUCCGCUAUCCGAACGCGAGGUUCGAACUCACCAGGCUUUUUCCUCUGUGUUUUGUCAAGAUCUCCAUCCACGAUCUGGAGAAAAAACAGUUGCGCUUCAAAAUGGCCACCGGCCGGACCUUCUACCUCCAGCUCUGCCCUUCGCUGGACAACCAGCCCGACAACUUUGAGUCGUGGGUCAAAGUCGUCCACCUUCUGCGGCCCCCCUCCAAGUUCAGCCAGGAGCCCCCAGACCCGGACCCUAAAGAGUCUUGGAUAUCUUUAGCCACCCCUUGUUCCGGAGAAUCCCUCCUGCACCCUGUCGCGGAUUUGACGCGCCCGCUGCCCCAGGAUGCAGAGAGCACCAUUUUGGAUAAACUGAGCACUGUGGCAGAAGAAGACCAGGGGAUCAGCAAUCCGUCCGAGUCCUCAGAAAGUCCAUACGCCAACCUCAGCUUCGCCGGCGGCCCGCCCCCCACUUCAAACCCUUCGCCCGGCUCUGAAAGAAACCUGGAAGCGGAGACCCCUCCACCGUCAGAAGGAGAACAGGCCCAAGAAAGGUUUGGGGCGUCCCCCAAAGGCAACAAGGGGGAGAAGCCGAAGGACCGACCUGUAGCCAACAGGUACCCGAGAAAUCCGGUACUACGGGGUCAGGGGGAAGAUGGGAUUCGGAGUCCAAUGACAACGGCUGGUAGAUGGGUCCCCCUGUUUCGAAGUGAGCCCUUCCUGUCCGUUUCAUUCAUUUACGACCCAGGAGGUGGCAGCGAAGGUAAGUCAAGAGCGGAGAGGUGGCGGGAAGGGCCGUUCUGA
Molecule: messenger RNA, 1228 nt
Organism: Pogona vitticeps (central bearded dragon)
Lineage: Eukaryota; Metazoa; Chordata; Lepidosauria; Squamata; Agamidae
Source: RefSeq, a predicted model, not a curated record